Molecule: messenger RNA, 2922 nt
Organism: Ruditapes philippinarum (Manila clam)
Lineage: Eukaryota; Metazoa; Mollusca; Bivalvia; Venerida; Veneridae
Product: leucine-rich repeat and guanylate kinase domain-containing protein-like
Exons: 17
Coding region: 25-2499 (824 amino acids)
Cellular component (GO): cytosol
Molecular function (GO): GMP kinase activity; protein binding
Source: RefSeq, a predicted model, not a curated record
GUGCUUCGUAUCCAAGUAAACAACAUGGCGGAUGGUGGUUCGCAAAUGAUGGAUAAUCAGGCUGUUGAGGACGGAUUUGUGCACAUUAACGGCGAAACUCAUGUUCUAAACUAUGACACAAACAUUUUAAACCUCGAAGAAAAUCGAGUUGUUAGUCCAGUUGCAGAUGUUGAACCACUAAAUGACAUUUUGACUGGAACAGGUUCUGGAGAUGAGGAGGAAGAAGAUAUUGAGCUCUCACCUGGAGGAAUUUUAGAUGAGGAGACAGUUGGUCGAGGUCUGUCAAAUCUUGGUCGUUCAGCAGAUGGUGCAAAACAAGUUUAUCUACACUGUACAAUACCUGGCUUCAAUUUGAUAGAUAUUCAAGCCAUUGCAAAUUACACAGAACUACAAAAAAUUGAAAUUCCUUAUAACCAGUUGACAGAUUUAUCACCACUGAGCAACCUGCCUUUUCUGUUGAUUCUGGAUGCCUCUCAUAACAAACUGUCAACAGUGCUAGAUUUCAAACCACCAAAGAAUCUGAAAGAUGUGGACCUGUCAUUCAAUGAAAUUGAGGUGAUGACAGAUCUAUCUGCUCAUCAUUACCUCACAAAACUUAACUUAGACAACAAUAAUAUCAAAGACAUCCAAGGAUUAGAGAAAUGUUCUAGAUUGAAGCAUCUAAGUCUGGCCCACAAUAAGAUUGAGACUAUAAAAGGUCUUGAUUCACUGCCAAUUCAUUAUCUUAACCUGUGUCACAACAAGUUAACUAGAAUAGAAAACCUGGAAACAUUAAGGGUUAUUCAGCAAAUUAAUUUCUCUGGGAACAAGAUUCGCAGCUUGAAAGGUUUACAAGAUCAUGAUUUACUUGAGUGUCUCGACUUGGAAGAUAAUGAGGUUAUUGAUAUCACAGAAAUCAAGUACGUCAAAGAAUUAUCAAUGUUACGUCAGCUGAACUUGUUACGUAAUCCAAUACAAGAGUUGCCUGACUACAGACUCUCAAUUCUGUACCAGAUACAGCGUCUGACAGAGCUUGAUCGACACAAGGUGGAAGUUGAUGAAAAGGUGGCAUCAGUGAAUAUGUUCAAUCCCCCACCAGAGGUGAUUGCAGCCAGGGAUCAUAUCAUGCAUGUUGUCUACUCAUUUCUCCAACCAAGUAGAGUCUGGGACAGUACUUUGCCAAGCAUAGAGACACCAUACCCUAUGUUAGUUCUUGUUGGACCUCAGGGUUCAGGAAAAAAAGAUCUUGCUUUGAAACUGGUAGAAGAGUUUUCAGACUAUUUUGGUUAUGGCAUUUCUCACACUACAAGAAAACCACAUAAAGAAGAAACUGCAGGCAAAGAUUACCACUUUGUUACAGAGGAAAAGUUUGAAAUGGAUAUCAAAAUGGGUCAGUUUAUUCAAACAUAUCAGUAUAAUGGACAGUGGUAUGGUCUGCAGAUGGAGUCUAUAGAAUCAGUAGCCAGAGAAGGUCUUGCUUGUGUAGUACACAUGGAACUUGAGGGAGUUUUAACAUUAAAGAACACUUACUUUGAGCCUAGAUACGUCCUGGUUAUGCCUUUGACUGAGGAAUGUCACGAGAAACGUUUGAGGGAUCGAGGUAUCUACUCGGAGAAACAGAUAGAACACACCCUCGUCAGGGCAGACAUGUACAAAACUUACAACCAAAACCAUCCAGGAUUCUUUGACAUGAUGAUAAAUGGUGGUGUUCAAGGGAAGGAGUCUGUAGAUGACAUUCAGGAAGCAUAUAAGCGUUUGCGGCGUCUUGUGAUGGAUUAUCUAGGUAUAGGUGUACCUUCACCACCGCUGUCCGAUGCUGGCGACAUGGCUACAGACGUUGUUCAGCGUGGUGAUACAGAUCAGAACCUGACCACUCAGCUUGGUACCAGGACCUGGUCAAAGCCCAGUAUGUCCGAUACAAUGUCACAGUCCUACAAUCGGCCUCGUGGGGCACAGUCUCCUAUCAUCUCAAGCAGAGGCAUUGUGGAGGAAGCUUCAUUGAAGCGCCGUCAGAGUGCCGCAAAGGAUGCAGUUUCCGGAUUACCACCACCACUUCUUGAACAGUUACUAACAAGUUAUCCAAAGACAGCUCCUCAGAGUGUAGAAGGUCAGAUAGGUUUGGGAACAUGCGAGACUGCCACCACCACUGAUCCUCAUCGGUCCAUUUCGGCACCAAUUGUAAAUAAACCACAACGUCCUGGAUCAUCAGAUUCCAGUGAAAACCAGUCAAGAGCGAGUUCAAGUCUGACUGGACUAACCUCUGCUAGCGACAUACAUAGAGUCAGGUCACCAGAAGCUGCUGCUACUCAAGGAGCCACUGCACAAAAAAAUACAGAUAAAGGGCCUCAACUACCAACAGAGAUGGUCAAUCCCAUUGAACUUAUGAGUGAUACUGGGAAAGAGCCUCGACCACCAUCAGCACCUCGACCUCCCUCACAAGGGUCACGGAAUAGACCAGGGUCAGAUAAACAUAAAGUGUUACCACCUAUCAACAAUGGAAGACCCAUUGAACUUAUGUAAUUUCUAUAUUUUGUGUGUAAUUUAUAACAUUCAAGAAUUGUUGUAAAAAAUGUACAUUAAAGAUUAUGAAAUUAAAAUGUUAACAUCAUCUAACAUUAUCAGUUAUGUUUCCGUCACAAUUUAGUUUUGUACAUAAAAAAGUACAUAAAUAAAAAUAAGUAGUGAUCACUAUUAUGAGAUUUUGAAACUGGCUAUCUGUGAUUUGAAUUUCUUACAAGUCUGUUCUUUAUUACUUAUAGCAUUUGACAAAUUCUAUUAAAUUAUAGACUAAUCAUGAAAAAACAAACUAUAAUUGUAUGUAGAUUAAAUUUAUUUUGUCAGAAAUUUUGCUUGAAUUAACUGUUUAUGUAUGUAUGUUACCAAUUGUUAAAAGUUUUAUGCUUAACUGUGAUAAGUUUAUGGUAAAUAAACAUAACCAAAUAC